UUCCAUGUAGACGGACACAGCAUGUGGACAGACUGUUGUAACUGGUUUUGCUUGGAUAGUCGGACUGCAGAUGAACCUGAGAGGACUCAAAACAGAGGCCAGUGGACAGAAGCAUAUGUCAAUGCUGGAUUCAACCCCCACCCAUCAGCUGUAGAGCACACUUGUAAAGCAUGUAACAGGAUAUUUGACAGUAUUUCUAGAAAGCAUGUUUGUGUAGACUGUAAGAAGAACUUCUGCACUGCUUGCUCAGCUCAGCUUGAGAAUAAUCUUCAGAUGUGCCACACUUGCCAGCGUUUUCGAGCAACUGCUUUCCAACGGGAAGAACUAAUGAAGCUGAAAGUGAAGGAUUUACGAGACUACUUAGACCUCCAUGGAAUUUCAACCCAGAUGUGCAGAGAAAAGGAGGACUUAGUUGAACUGGUGUUGGGCCAACAAGUGUCUGUGCCUGGAUCACCAAGUAGUCACCCACAAAGGGCCUUUGACAACAAUGUAUCAGAGCAACAGUCUUUUCUAUCUGGUAUCCAGACUAAUUCAAUUCCUGCUACCUCACAGGAAGCACCUCCUGCUUAUGAAGAAGCAGUUUUCAGUCCACAAGUAGAAAUUACAGAAGACGGUCAGGUUCCUGUACCUGGUGAACCAGUAGAUGGUAUACAGACUGAAACUACUGCAGAGAUGGAGGAUGAAAGUCAGUCAACCGACUCUGAAGACGUUCUGGUUCCAGGUCGUCGAGCUUCUCUGUCUGAUCUUAACUGCCUUGAAGAUAUAGAGACUCUAAGUGUUCGACAGCUUAAAGAAAUCCUUGCUCGGAACUUUGUAAACUAUAAAGGGUGUUGUGAGAAGUGGGAACUGAUGGAGAGAGUCACAAGACUUUAUAAUGAGCAAAAGGAUCUCCAUAGUCUAAUUUCCAGCUCUAGCAGUGGAACUGAUGGAGAAAAGCAGAAAAACGUAGAAGAAAGCAUUUGUAAAAUAUGCAUGGAUGCACCUAUAGACUGUGUUCUUCUGGAAUGUGGUCACAUGGUUACUUGUACCAAAUGUGGCAAGCGCAUGAACGAGUGUCCAGUCUGCAGGCAGUAUGUGAUCAGAGCAGUGCACGUCUUCAGAUCAUGAUGAGAAAACUAGGAUCAGAACACUACAUUCCAGUCUUAUAGAUAUGAACAUAUUUUCUUCCAUGUGUUUUGAAACAUCAUUUUGAAACAUGGUUUACAGCUUAUGAAUAGUACAAAUAUUUUUUAAAAACUCUACAGUGGACUAGGAGAGACAUUCUUCUUGAAGCUGCUUACAAGUAUGCACCAAGGAAGAUAAAAUGCUGCUGUUUUGGAGUUCCUCUCCUCUCCAGUAUGGUGUGCUGUGCCCUUAACACUAGUCUGCUGACUUUAAAAAUUACAACUGUUGCCUUUCCACUUAAGUGCUCUUAUUCUUUUAACAGAAAUCAAACUCAAGAAAAAAAUUGCCUAAUGAGUAUUCAUUCUUUCAGAAGUGCACUGAACACACAUUUCACAUUGUGUGUUAGCAACAUGUAUCCCCUAAUUGGUGGACACUAACCAAUGAUAAUUUUGCUAUAUAUGGGUUGCACUUGUUUUGCUAUGUGGCAAGACUUUAGUCUGCUUGUCGAGUACAAGUCAGAUUGUGUUGUGUUGUUUUUAUGGGAGUAGUGCUACUGUAAGAUAUUAAAAGGAAAUUUCAGAACUGGGCCUUAUUUUCUGCUUUUUGGUCGGUAGAGACAAAUAUAAUUAAAGUUAAAUAAUAA
This is a messenger RNA of Protopterus annectens (West African lungfish), 1747 nucleotides long. It is a transcript of the gene RFFL, whose product is annotated as ring finger and FYVE like domain containing E3 ubiquitin protein ligase. Lineage: Eukaryota; Metazoa; Chordata; Ceratodontiformes; Protopteridae. The coding region runs from base 22 to 1107 and encodes 361 amino acids. Gene Ontology annotation, molecular function: ubiquitin protein ligase activity. The transcript is spliced from 6 exons. Gene Ontology annotation, biological process: negative regulation of extrinsic apoptotic signaling pathway via death domain receptors; protein K48-linked ubiquitination; proteasome-mediated ubiquitin-dependent protein catabolic process. The record is from RefSeq and is a predicted model, not a curated record. Gene Ontology annotation, cellular component: plasma membrane; cytoplasm.